Desarmillaria tabescens is the source of this 1888-nucleotide messenger RNA. RefSeq lists its product as uncharacterized. Gene Ontology annotation, cellular component: cytoplasm. The record is from RefSeq and is a predicted model, not a curated record. The transcript is spliced from 10 exons. NCBI's taxonomy places the organism in Eukaryota, Fungi, Basidiomycota, Agaricomycetes, Agaricales, Physalacriaceae. Gene Ontology annotation, molecular function: GTPase activator activity. Gene Ontology annotation, biological process: small GTPase-mediated signal transduction. The coding region runs from base 68 to 1888 and encodes 606 amino acids.
CCUCUCUAUCCCAGACUCCCAUCCGUUGCGACCUCCUGCUCACCGUCUACGACGACGACGACCCUUCAUGCCUCCCAGUUCUCUCUCUCUGAAGCAGAGACUUGCAGUAUUAUCGAUAGCACCGUCUGCACCGUCAGCUCCUCAUGGUCAGGACACGCCUUUACGGUCACCCAAACGGAAGAGUUUCUUCAAUGUCAGUGCUCCCUGGAAUAAACGGACGGAGUCUCCAUAUGUCCAGGAGCAGCAUGCAAAUAUGCAGGACGUGAUGGCGAAGCUUAUAUUCCAAGCCGGGGUCGAUUUCGAAACACGGCCAAUGGUCGUGCUGAAUGCUUCGGCCCUCCCAGAUCCGCGAGGCGUCAAUUACGAUCUGCUCUUGUCCCGAAUACUGUCAUAUUUGAAUCUCUACGUUGAGGCCGACUAUACUGUCGUAUUCUUCGCAGCAGGUGGAAAGUACACACCGGGAUGGAACUGGGUUUGGAAGGCAUAUCGUAGUUUGAGUCGCAAGUAUAGGAAGAACUUGAAGCGACUCUUCAUCGUGCAUUCUUCCUUCUUUUCGAAGAUGCUUUUCUCUCUCGCUGGAGCAAUCAUCAGUCCCAAAUUCUUUCACAAGAUUGCUUAUGUUGACACGCUCUCUGCGCUCGCGGCCCAAAUACCUAUUACACAAAUUGACAUACCGCCCGCAGUAUACCAGGAAAACUCUAAACGGGAAAGGAGGAUAACUCUGCCAACGCCGGCCGUGUCAAGUAUCUUUGGUGUACCUUUAGAGGACCUGAUGGGGUAUGAGGGUGAGAAUGGGGGUAUCCCAAGAGUGGUUAAGGAUUCCAUACAGUUUUUACGUGAUACUGGAAUGGAAGAGGAAGGACUCUUCCGGCGGUCCCCAUCGUCAGCGCUUCUGCGAGCUGCGCAAGAGGCCUAUGAUCGUGGAAACGUCGUGUCUCUGGAAACAUUUGGAGACCCUCACCUCGCUGCUGUCCUACUGAAAAAAUACCUUCGGGACCUUCCCGAGCCAAUAUUCCCGGAAACUUUAUACCCCACGAUACGGCGAUGCCCUAUCCCUUCUAGCGACCCUGCUGACAUGGCUGCUGUAUCUUUCAUUCGCGAGACCCUCCUACCUGAAUUACCUCCAUGCGCGUACAUUCUUCUCAGCCACGUUCUCCACUUGAUGCAUGAGGUCUCUCUACGUUCUGCUUCGAACCGAAUGGACGCCCACAACCUUGCUGUCGUGCUCACCCCGAACUUGGUUUCGGGUACCAACCCUGUCAAAGAUGUUAUGAUGUGUACGAUCCCUGGCGGACCGGCGGUUUUCCAGUCCUCGGUUCAGUCCAAUCCUGCUGUGUUGGCCGAGUCCAAGACGACAUUAGGAAUGCGAUACUAUGAGAUCUUUGACGAGGUGAGGGACCGGACAGAGGCAUUACCGCUACGGCUGCCGCAAGAAGACAGCCGUGGAUCGUCUGGGGCGAGUUCGCUUCUGUCAAGCCCAAAGGCGCCUGUACAUGUGCUGCAGAAUGACGACGAGGAGGAUAGCAUUGACGAUGAGAUGCUGGUGAUGCCUAUAGGACCAGCUCAUGGACACCAUCCAAAUCCGUCGAUAUCGGGUCCACCGAGUGCGUGGAAUGGAAGCACAUUCAAGCCGCGACAUCGGAGUACGUUGUCGGGAAGUUCGGGGAAGGUGAAGUCGAUGCCUGAUGGUGGCGGCGGUGGUGGUGGGUACCAAACGGUGACGACCAAGGCUCGGUCGAUGAUAAGCAUCGAGAGCGGGAAUCGGGGACGAAUAGGAAAACUGCUGGGGCGGGGGGUGGAAGCGAUUGGGAUUACUGCAGAGGGGUUCUUUACUGCGCCUGUGACGGCGCCGCCGGUACCUUCUUUGAAGCAUCGGACGGAGUCUUGA